AUGCGGCGGCGUCGUUGCUUCGCGACGACAACACAAGAGAUAUGGCGCGGACGACGAAAAGUUCUCUGUCAAAUAUUCGGCUCCAAGUAUGUCGGGCAGUCGCUGCGCGUGCUGGAGAGACGCAGCACAGCAUUGCUGCGCAGCUUGGCCGGAGCCGGCGCGGGCAACGUGUCCGUGUGGCCGCACUUCAGCGCCUACACCAUGCGCUCCGCCCUGGAAAUGAUAUUCGGUGAGAACUUGAAGGCCGAGCGCGACGCGAGCGAGCAGCUGUUGCAGGCGUUCGGCGAGUACGCGCACAACCUGGGCGCGCGCGUGUGCCAGGUGUGGCUGUACAGCGACGCUGUGUACCGCCGCCUGCCCGUGCACGCGCGACAGCGGCGCUGCAAGAGCGUCGUGUGGCGCCGCUUGGACAACGUGUGGCUGUACAGCGACGCUGUGUACCGCCGCCUGCCCGUGCACGCGCGACAUCGGCGCUGCAAGGGCGUCGUGUGGCGCCGCUUGGACAACGUGAGUACGCGCACAGCCUGGGCGCGCGCGUUGCCAGGGGUGGCUGUACAGCAACGCCUAAUCGCUCUCACGAAGCAGUCGAUGGCCAAAAAACGGCUGGAGCAGCAGCAGGGAGCCAGUCGGGCGACUGACGCAGAUGAGCUUGACGCUGAGUAUAAGCCUUUGAUGGAGCUCAUGAUUGAACUGACUGGCGGAGACAACGGCUACACGGACGUCGAGUUGCGCGAAGAAGCCGUCGUGCUGGUGCUGGCGGCGUCCGACACCACCGCCACCGCGGCGUGCUUCGCCUCCGUGCUGCUCGCCAACCACCCGCGCGAGCAACACAGAGUUUAUGAAGAGAUUCAGGAAAUCUUGGGAGGCUCGGAGAGACCACUGACGGCGGAGGAUCUCCCGAACCUCAAGUAUUUGGACGCCGUGGUGAAGGAGACGCUGCGCUUGUACCCUUCCAAACCGUUCACUAUGAGGAAGUGCACCCAAGAUAUACAGCUGCCUUCGGGCUUAGUUCUACCGAAGGGCUGCGGCGUGGUGCUCCACUUCUGGGGCAUGCACCGCGACCCGCGCUGCUGGGGCGCCGACGCCGACCAGUUCCGGCCGGAGCGCUUCCUGAGCGCCACGCCGGACCAGCUCGCCGCCUUCAUGCCCUUCGGACACGGCCCGCGGUACUGUCUCGGCUCCCGUCUGGCGCUGUCGUCGCUGAAGCUGUCGCUGGCGCAGCUGGCGCGCCGCUUCCGCCUGGCGCCCGCCGCCGGCUACGGCUGCAGCGCCGCGGAGCCGCUGCGCGUCAGCUACGACAUCACGCUGAAGCACGUGCACGACUUCAAGGUGCAGCUGCGCGCGCGGCCCUGACGCUCCGGCAGCGGGCUGGGCGGGCGGGCCUCUCCCCACUGAGAGACCCUGUGCUGCGAAAGACGCCCUCAAGAAUAUCUGUAAAACUUGUUAUAUACCGGAUCUGACGUUAUACUACGAGUAGUAGAUAAGUAAUUUAAGUGCGUAUAUUGUACAGGAUGCUCGCGAGUAUUUCCCAUAAGUCUAGGGUUAAAUUCAUUGAGGAAAAGUAAUUAAAAAUAUCCGAAAUACGUGUGUUCUAAAAUGAAUAUUUUUGUAGUAAAAAAUUUAUUUUAUAGAUAUAUCUAUAAAUUGUGGCCCUCAAAUAAAUAACUUAUCCAUGAUAAAUAUCAUGAAGUAGAUUACUAGUGAAGUGCGGAGUGUAAAUUGCAAUAUCUCGUCGAUAUCGACAGUCAGACCGCUACGAUUACGUAUUUUAAAAUGCAAGAAUAGAUAAAGGCGUCUGGAUACAUUCAUACAAAAAUAGUUGGAAUUGAAUUACUUUGUAUGAAAAAAUAAAUAUAUUUUUUUAGUUAAAAAAAAUUGAGGUUAUGAGAAAUACUCCUGAGUAGCCUGCAUAAUAAAACAUUUUAUUGUAUUUUUGUUUUCUAACUUUUUCAAAUGAAAAUAAUUUUUCAAAUUAUUAAAUUGUAAGUAUGUAAAUGAUUUGAUUUUGAUUAUUGAUUACAAUAAUAUAUCUAUAAUUGUUUAUGUAAGUUAUGAUGAUAAUUUUAUUAAUAAACAUUGCAGGCCAAGUAAACGCGUGCACGAUGUUAUAAAUAAUAAAUAAGUGCAUGUAGCCAAGUCGGCUGAUCUGCAUAACUUGCCGACUGUGAGUGAGCGGAAGGGCGUGGCUUGCUCAUAAAAUUCACACGAAAAAUAGACUUGUACCGCAGAAUACAUUGCUGUACAGUGCACAGUGAACCAGUAUACAGGGUGUAGCGACGGAGCUUACCCGCACCCGGCACUGUGAUUUGACUUCUGUAAAAUUACUCGAGGUUUUCGAAAAAAAAGUAACAGUGAUCACUUGUGAUUAGGUAGACCUGACCUGUCAAUUUAUUGGAGUAAAAUUUCAACAUUAGUUUUUAAACUAUUGUAUUAUAAUGGUUUUUGAGAUCCGAGAGCGUUUAAUAAAGGCGACGUAAAAGUUUUUAAAUCAGACUAUCCGUUUUAUUUUAUUUUACUCAUAGCAAUAGAGCCUUUGAAUAAAAGAAAACAAUUA
Messenger RNA from Bicyclus anynana (squinting bush brown), 2554 nucleotides. Its product is annotated as cytochrome P450 4g15-like. The record is from RefSeq and is a predicted model, not a curated record. Bases 1 to 1353 code for a protein of 450 amino acids. Gene Ontology annotation, molecular function: oxidoreductase activity, acting on paired donors, with incorporation or reduction of molecular oxygen; monooxygenase activity; heme binding. NCBI's taxonomy places the organism in Eukaryota, Metazoa, Arthropoda, Insecta, Lepidoptera, Nymphalidae. The transcript is spliced from 9 exons.